Penicillium subrubescens is the source of this 1010-nucleotide messenger RNA. RefSeq names its product MARVEL domain-containing protein. The transcript is spliced from 4 exons. Gene Ontology annotation, cellular component: membrane. Lineage: Eukaryota; Fungi; Ascomycota; Eurotiomycetes; Eurotiales; Aspergillaceae. Bases 237 to 710 code for a protein of 157 amino acids. The record is from RefSeq and is a predicted model, not a curated record.
GGAAUCCAGUUGCUUUGCAUUUCUUUUUGCAUAUAAACGUCAACUUGUACUUCCUUCUUCUCUUCCAACCUCCUAGACAAAACGUCAUUUCACUUCUCUCCCCCUCCUCGCCGAUCCCUUUCAAUUAACCAAAAAAACAAAGUUACACUCAAAGUCUCAAACGGAGUGAGCGACCCUUUACAUUACUCUCCCACGCGUCGCUAUCCCUACAACUACAACAACCACUACUAUUCAAAAUGGCGAUGCCUUGGAUCUACGCUGUGCGCCUCGUACAGAUCCUCUUCGGCCUGAUCGUGGUCGCUUUGACCGCCUAUGUAAUCAGCACCUUUUCCUACUGGUGGUCUUUCUCCGACACAGUAAACUUCCUCCUCUUCCUCGGCUGCUGGACCACCUUCGUCGCAACACCCUACCUCCUCGCCGCACCAAUCUACUUCCCGCGCCUGGCGCAUCGCUUCGUGAUUCCCGCCGUCGAGGUGAUUACUAUGAUCUUCUGGUUUGCGGGCUUUAUCGCGAUUGCGGCGCAGUUGCCGGCACCCGCGUAUUGUACCUGGAGUGGAUGUCGGGCUUUGCAGGCUGUUGCUGUGUUUGGGGCUUUUGAGUGGGUUCUGUUCGUUGUGACGACUUAUUUUGCUGUUAUCGAUCUUAAGGAGCGCAGGCAUAGCGGGGAGAGUGCGCAAAAGACUCCGCAUAAUGCCCAUCUGGGUGUUUAAUGGGGUGGUUGGGGAUCGAGAGUUGGGUUGUUGAGGUAGCUUGAUGAAGAUGAAGAGAUCAAGAUUACGCUAGCUCGUUCUGGGUUGGCCAUGUCUAGUCGGAGGAUGUUUUUUAUACAGCGCGGUUUCUUUCUUUUUUCUCCACGAUACCCCUCGAGGCUGUUGUUUCUUUUUUGCUUUUCUUUCUUGGAUGUUAUGAGAGAUGCAGCGAUCAUGUCUAUGAAUAGUCUUACGUUGCGCGAUGAUGACCUUGUGCAUAACAUUAAUAUUCCAUAUUCAAAGAUCAACUACUUUAUCUGA